Molecule: messenger RNA, 1694 nt
Organism: Falco peregrinus (peregrine falcon)
Lineage: Eukaryota; Metazoa; Chordata; Aves; Falconiformes; Falconidae
Exons: 5
Coding region: 469-1548 (359 amino acids)
Source: RefSeq, a predicted model, not a curated record
GGGCAAGCGAGCCUCGCCCCCCUCCGCCAUUUAUUUCAGGCGUUUGCGUAGGCAGCCCUAAAAUGGCGCCCCCGGUGGCAGCGGCCUUGCUGCUGGUGUAGCUGAUGGAGUUGAGCAGGGCGCGGGCCCUCCCGUCCCCCGCUGUACUCUGCCUUGGGGGCGCCUUUCAGCGCCGGCAUAGCAGCUGUCAGAAGGCCCGCGGCCUCGUUCCUUCCCCUCAGGAAGGAGACUGCUCGCGCCGGGUGGCCUCGUGUUGCUAGCUCGACGUGUGUGUUCUCCAGCCUGCGGUCACUCUGGUGUUAGCACUCUUAGAGCCAGCGGUGGCUUGGGUUUCCAGGACAGCCGCUAGCCCUGGUUCUGGUGAGCACCCUUACCGGGCUUGGACUUUGGAUCCCCUUUGGCUGUUGCCAUGUUGUUUCUUCAUAAGCUGCUUAGGUUGGAAAUCAGUUCAGAGGUUUGAGAUUGGCGAUGAUGACUACAUCUUUCCACACAGUGACCAUCCAGACUCGCACGGUGCCAAGUAGUACCCCACCAGGUGAGAUGACUCUCCACAAUUAUCCAGCUGCCUGGCAGGAACAUGGUUUUGAGGACUUGGGGCAUCCUGGAAUGCCGUCAAAGCCUGGAGAAGACCACCAGAGCAAGAUAAAUCGGGCUUAUGAACCGGGCUCAGAUAAUGUCAUCGAGAGAACCACAGAGCUUUACAAUCCCCUGAGCCCCCCAGCUGUUUCCGGUCCCAGAGAUCCUGGAAAGUUGUACACUAUAGGUGCAGUAGCGGCUGUUGUUUUUCUGCAAGUUACAAUUGUGUUGGGCUAUGUCGUGGUCUGGUGGCGAAGGAAGAAGAAAGCGCCCGUCGCUGGAGCUUCAGCUGACCAGCUGGAAAACGGCAGCUGCCCCUCACGCCCGGACAGCCAGUGCAGCUGCCCCUCGCGCCCGGGCAGCCAGUGCAGCUGCCCCUCGCGCCCGGACAGCCAGUGCAGCUGCCCCUCGCGCCCGGACAGCCAGUGCAGCUGCCCAUGGUGCUCAGACAGCCAGUGCAGCUGCCCCUCGUGCCCCGACAGCCCGAUCAGCUGGCCCUCGUACCUGGACAGCCAGAGCAGCUACCCCUCACGCCCAGACAGCCAGAGCAGCUGCCCCUCGUGCCCGGACAGCCAGAGCAGCUGCCCCUCACGCCCGGACAGCUGGACACAACAGGAGCCUCUCCCACCUGGAAGAGCAGAGAACCAGGCCUCCCCACGGCCCCCAUGCCAUCUGAGCCCAUCCCCGGCCAGCCUGCAGCAGAGCAGACAGAGCAGCGCUGUUCAGCCCAUGACGGACGAGCACUUCCCCCUGCGCCUCCCAAGCCCAUUUCUGGCCCCCAGGCAGCAGAGGAAACAGCCCAGGACUCUCCAGCACCCGACCAAAAAGCAACGGCCCCCACGCCCACCAAGCCCUCACCCAGUUGCCCUGGAGCGCAGGAGACAGUCCAGCAGCCUCCAGCCCCAGGACCAACCGCAGUCGCCCUCACACCCCCCGAGCAGAUUACCGUCCACCCUGCAGCAGCAAGACUAGGACAGUGUCCAACGGCCCCAGCACCAACCACACAGGCCCCCAAGCCCUCCGAGACCGCUGCUCCAGCCGUACAGCAGGGGCUGAAGGCAGCCACACCAGGGUAGGAGCUGGGGCGCACUGAGUAGAGCCCCAACCGACGGCUUCGG